UAGUUUAAUUAAAAAAAAAUUGGGAAAUUUUAAACAACAUUUUCUUUGCCUCCCUCAUACAACUAGGAACUAUUCAACGCUGCGGUAAUGUUUCGUGCCCGAAUCCAUUUCUGGGAGGGACAAGUUGUAUCGUUCAACGUUGUCGGUUAUUUGCCUUUUGGCUGUCACAAUGCCCAAAAAGAAGACCGGUGCCCGCAAAAAGGCGGAGAAUCGAAAGGAGCGAGAGAAACAGAGCCGAGCCAACCGGGACCAGGUGGACUUGGCCAAACAUCCUUGCAAUGCCAACAUGGACUGUGAUAAAUGUCAGAGAAAACAGAAGAACAGGGCCUUCUGUUACUUUUGUAAUGUCGUACAGAAACUUCCCACAUGUGCACAAUGCGGCAAAAUAAAGUGCAUGAAAGCUUCAGACUGUGUCAUCAAGCACCCUGGGAUCUACACCACCGGGAUGGGCAUGGUGGGCGCAGUGUGCGACUUCUGUGAAGCGUGGGUGUGUCACAGCAGAAAAUGCUUGAGCACCCACGCCUGCGCGUGCCCUCUGGCGGAAGCCGACUGCGUCGAGUGUGAACGCAGCGUGUGGGAUCACGGAGGGCGUAUUUUCCGCUGCUCCUUCUGUCAGAACUUCUUGUGCGAGGACGAUCAAUUUGAGCACCAGGCCAGCUGCCAAGUCCUUCAAGCUGAAACAUACAAAUGCGUUUCCUGCAACAGACUGGGCCAGCACUCAUGCCUGCGCUGCAAGUCCUGCUACUGUGACGACCACGCCAAGAGCAAAGUCUUCAAGCAGGAGAAGGGGAAGGCGCCGCCGUGUCCAAAGUGUGGCCACGAGACUCAAGAGACCAAAGACCUCAGCAUGUCCACCCGCACGGUGAAGUUCGGACGCCAGGCCGGGGCUGACGACUACGACGACGACGACGGCUACGGUGCGUCCGGGUACGACUCGUACUGGAAGAACAGCGCAUCCGGAGGUGGAGGACACAACUAUGAUGACGACGAUGGCGAAGAGGAUGACGAUGAGGACGAUGAUGACGACGACGAUGAUGAUGAUGAUGACGAAGAGGAAGACGACGAUGAAGAGGAGGACGUAGUUGAAGAAAAAAUGGCUGCCCUUAAACUUAGAGGGAGCUGCCAAAGUCUGAAAUAGGAUAAAGUUUUAUUGACAAUCUGGUGACAGUUUUGUUCCCCCAGCUGAAAACAUUUUACAGCUUUUUAUUGACUUCACUGUCAAAAUACUGAUAAAAAUUUGAUUUGCAAGCACAGGACAGCUAAUGAAUUAAAAAAAAAAG
This is a messenger RNA of Syngnathoides biaculeatus (alligator pipefish), 1280 nucleotides long. It is a transcript of the gene noazfp, whose product is annotated as zinc finger protein 330. Gene Ontology annotation, molecular function: zinc ion binding. Gene Ontology annotation, cellular component: nucleus. NCBI's taxonomy places the organism in Eukaryota, Metazoa, Chordata, Actinopteri, Syngnathiformes, Syngnathidae. The record is from RefSeq and is a predicted model, not a curated record. The transcript is spliced from 10 exons. The coding region runs from base 170 to 1138 and encodes 322 amino acids.